AUGUCAGCGAAUGGGACGUGGGAUGAAGGUGUGAUUAAUGAUCUGUUUAUUGCGGAGGAUGUCUCACUGCACCCAUCCAAUGAUAUUAACACUGCUAGUGAGUUUACGGCAUGGGAUAAAAUUUGGAAGCUCCCAGUGCCGCCAAAGGUCCGCAAUCUAAUUUGGAGAUGUGUUCGUAAUAUUUUACCGGUUUGGGCUUGUUCUGAUAAUGUUUUGCAAGGAUGUGGGUUUGCUGAAUUUGUUGAAGCUAAACUCCUAAAUACUGACGUCCAGCAUGGGGUUCGCAUGGCAGCUAUUUUUUGGUGUUUAUGGCAAGGUCUUAAUAGUUCGAAACCUGCAGGAGCUCCUGCUGUGAUUCGAGCACUGUGGAAUCCUCCUACGGCGGGAAGGUUAAAGUGCAAUAUUGAUGCGGUUGUGUUUGGUAACAGGGCGGGCUUCGGAGCAGUGGUGCGUGAUCAUGAUGGUGCUUUUGUGGCUGCAGUUGGUGGGCAACUCGAGUGCGGACCAGACCCUUAUUUAGCAGAGGCAAUGGCUGUCAGAGAAGCUUUGUCAUGGCUUAAGGGGCUGGGUUUGCCUAAUGUUGAUCUAGAGUUUGAUUGUUUAAAUUUGUGUAAUGCUUAUAAUUCUCUUGCUUUGGACUUAUCGUAUGUGGGUUUUGUUAUUAAGCAAUGUCACCUCAUUGCUAACGAUAUGGGCAUUGUUAUUGUGCAGCAUAUCGGGAGGUCAGCGAACCAAAUGACUCAUGCAUUAGUUAGGGCGACUGGUUCUUCUUCUGUCCCUAUUUCGUGGGUUUCUUCCCCACCUGCUUGUAUUUCGGCUUUCUUUUGA
Messenger RNA from Ipomoea triloba (trilobed morning glory), 828 nucleotides. RefSeq lists its product as uncharacterized. The record is from RefSeq and is a predicted model, not a curated record. NCBI's taxonomy places the organism in Eukaryota, Viridiplantae, Streptophyta, Magnoliopsida, Solanales, Convolvulaceae. Bases 1 to 828 code for a protein of 275 amino acids. The transcript is spliced from 4 exons. Gene Ontology annotation, molecular function: RNA-DNA hybrid ribonuclease activity; nucleic acid binding.